UUAUGUACCGCCGGUAAGUAUAGGCUUGCACUACGAUCAUGGCGAUCGCACGACACGAUGAAUAUUUGCACAGUGGCACACUGCUAGGGCCUACGGCCACUGCAGCGCAGCAUCGUCGCACUGGAUCCUAAGAAUACUUCUCAGUAUAGGCGGCCGUGCUGCGAUGUGAAGAUCGACAUCAACUUGCUGGCCAGACGGACGACGAUGACUCCUUUCAAGCUCUGUAUCUACAAAAACGAGAGCCAGGAGAAGACCAUGGUGACAUCGGAAUCCUGAGGUUCCCGAAUUCUCGCACCCGUACUUCAAGAUAAGUAAGUACUGUUUUCUCAAUUUAACUCAAGUGGUUACGGCACUAUGCCUUCAACACCAGCGACGCCAGGCCUACCGCAUCAGGCUCGUCUCUUGGUCUCCGAACGUGUUUUGAUGGUGCAGAACGAUCAGAAUGGGAGAAUUGGAGAAUUCAACGCUCGCAACUUUCAGCCGCGCAAGUCAGUCAUCCAGGGGCUAACCGAGCAGGCAAAGAAGAAGGCCAGCGAAGGGACGGAAUUACUUCAGGUCGCUCAAAGUGUCUGAAGAACUUGAAUGUCCCAUUUUAUUGCGCGGUCUCAAUGGCAAUGUAGCAGCGAGUUCAGCGAGGUGACUCCGGCCGCAUUCAUGCCAGUAUGUAUACUCCUGUCAGAUUAUCAAAUGAAUGGACAUUGUGCGAA
Fomitopsis serialis is the source of this 707-nucleotide messenger RNA. RefSeq lists its product as uncharacterized. The coding region runs from base 355 to 573 and encodes 72 amino acids. The transcript has 4 exons. Lineage: Eukaryota; Fungi; Basidiomycota; Agaricomycetes; Polyporales; Fomitopsidaceae. The record is from RefSeq and is a predicted model, not a curated record.